AUGGAGAUCCAAAGCGAGCCCAGUACCCUGCCUCAGUCCGAGGAUCCCGAUGACACACCUGCAACUUCUGGCCCUCAUGAAGUCAAGGUUCAUGGCCUCACUGCCAAGUUCUUUCUCAACAAACCCAUGGAGGAAUUGAUCCCACAACGCUUUCUGGCUCAAGCUCAGGAACACUCUGUCACUCAACACAAGGCCUGGAUCUUCCGUGAUAACACCGAAGAUGGACGAGAUGUCGACUUAAAUGAGUGGUCACCAGUCGAUAUGCGCUAUCGUGGAUUGUUCAAGACACUUGCCCAGGCCCCACAAUUUAGCAAAGGACUGUGGAAAGGUGGUUGUGAGUUGUUCGACUAUGAAGUGGGCACCAAAAACCCCAGGGUACAAGCCCAUGUUAUCUAUUCGCUUCUGCAUGAGAUCGGCGAUAUGCUGGAUAUCUCACGACCAACUUGCAAGGAGGAUGUUAUCUUUUACCCAAAACCGCGUCUUGUGUCUCGCGCACUUGAAUACUGGACAGGCUAUCGAGAGAAAUACAAAGAUGGACCGCGGGCUGCAGGGUUUCUAUCACUUGAUUUUUACCCCCAGCAGGACUUUACAGUCUCCUUGUUUCCUAUUUCAACGACCACAGAAGCGGAGACUCUCAGCUCAUGCCUCCAAGAGAAAUUUAAGCUCAUUCUCGGUCAGCUUCUACUAAACCUUCGACCUCUUCGCACUCCGGGGGAUAAGCUUCCAGAUCAGGAGGCUUUCCUAGUGGGUCUACAUGGCUCAAAACUUCACGUCUUGAGAGCAUUCUUCCCAGGUCAGAAGACAUCAAGUCUUUGGUGCCAGCGCGAGCUACCAUUGCCAGAAGUCUCUCUAUCUGGCUUUACAGCCCAGGAACACACUUCCAGUCCUGCAGCUUCUUACACAGACCCGAACACUACACAGACAUAUCAUAUUGAAUACACGGAAAAUGUCCCAGAACAUGGGAGCAACACCAUAGGAACUACCAACCGUUCACGAUCUCAGAGCAACCGUUUUUAUGCAGCCGAGAACAUCGAGAGACUCCGCCAACACCUGGAAGAAGCCAAACUCAUCACCCUGGACAACGAACUCGAGGUCCGCACUUUCCGUGUCCUUGGAACCCGCGAGUAUGACCUCUGGAACCAAAAAGACUUCACAGAAGCAGUCCAGGCCCUUGCCGCAUUGGAGCUCUACCUGUUCAGCGGCGAAGCUCGUUGCGGUGGCAUACAAGAAAUCUUCGAAUGGAAUCCCUGGAAGCAGAACUCUGGCCAUAGUCGAAAGAAUCUUCCUGUCGAAAGUGAUGCAGAGCGAACUGCCCGGCUGGUGACCGAAUUACAGUUUGAGCAGCAGAUGUUUGCUGAGCAAGAGGCAGACCUCCGGCUCGAGGAGAUUAUUCGCACCGCAGAUGCCCGGGAGGCCUCUCGGCGAAGGGAAUAUUUGAGGAGCUCUGGGAGAGAUCGCGUUAACAGGCUGAGCGAGUCGGAUGCAAAUAGGGAGUCCUGGGAGUGGAACUGGUCUGAUCAUCAGAGGGUGAAUGCUAGUAAGACGAAGGAGGACGCCAAUGCAAAUGACAUGACGAGUUGA
Penicillium nucicola is the source of this 1581-nucleotide messenger RNA. RefSeq lists its product as uncharacterized. The record is from RefSeq and is a predicted model, not a curated record. The transcript has 4 exons. Bases 1 to 1581 code for a protein of 526 amino acids. Lineage: Eukaryota; Fungi; Ascomycota; Eurotiomycetes; Eurotiales; Aspergillaceae.